GUGUUGUGUGUUCCGGGCUACUAUUGGCUAUGGAGUGUAUGGCGGGCGGGGUCAUAUGUAGCAUGGAAGGAUUUCUGCUUGCAUCUUCCGGUUGAGUGUCUGCACUCAGGUGUGCUGUGCAGGUUUCGGAAAAUGCAUUCAGAUCACUCGCCACAGCUGGCAAGCACAUAUCAUCAAGAAACAGAGCCUUGGUAUGCAGGCCGAGUGUAUUCUAGGUAUUGGAAGCAUUACAGUCAGGCAAUGCAGUGGCUGUACAAGCAUAAGAGAGCAUACAGAAUGUCAGUGGCAUCUAUCUAUUAUCCUCCCUGGUACAUGGCUGAAACCUUUCAAGCCAGUCGCUACGCUGAUUGGGAAGGGGAACCCUCUCGCCCAAGCAUCUACACAGGAUCUCAAAAGAAAUCACACCGACCACGUCCAUGUUUAAAGGUAUCUUCUUCAAAGGAAAUUGAGUCUGAUAUGGAGCAGGAAGCUGCUGCAUCAACCGAUUCUGAAGAGGGUGGAAUAGAAUGUGAUAUGAGUAACAUGGAGAUCACAGAAGAGCUGCGCCAAUAUUUUGCACAAACAGAGAAACACAGAGAGGAACUAAAGAGGCAACAGCAGCUGGAUGAGGAAAUGCAGGAACAGUAUGUAGACGCAGGACACGACCUUCAUGUCCCCACAAACCGAUCCACACAACCUCCUUCCGAGAGGCCCGGGGAAAGGCGUAGACUAGAGAUGAAGAAACUUUAUGGAGAGGAAGCAGCGAAGAUCCAAGGAAUGGAAACUGCCAUACAGCUUAAUUUUGACAGACAUUGUGAUAAGAAACAGCCCAAGUACUGGCCAAUCAUCCCAUUAAAGUUAUAGUCCAAAAUUUGAACACUUUUAUGUGAUAUUGUCAGACACUGCAGCUUUAACAACAUGUGAAUUUAAUGAAACUGCUUAUGUUCUACAUUGGUUACCUCUUCAUUACUAUAGCAAUAGCAGAAUACAUAUACUGUAUGGACUGUAAAGCUUCAACAGAUAUACAAGGCAUAAUGGUCUUCUUUUUUUUGCUUAUAUUAUCUAUGUUCAGAAUUUUAUAUUUGAAUCUAGGUUACAUGUUGAUUUUUCUUUUUGUGUGAUAAAAAAGACCUUAAUAAAGUAUAUAUAGCAUAGCUAAA
Molecule: messenger RNA, 1139 nt
Organism: Rana temporaria (common frog)
Lineage: Eukaryota; Metazoa; Chordata; Amphibia; Anura; Ranidae
Gene: GEMIN8
Product: gem nuclear organelle associated protein 8
Exons: 4
Coding region: 133-843 (236 amino acids)
Biological process (GO): spliceosomal snRNP assembly
Cellular component (GO): SMN complex
Source: RefSeq, a predicted model, not a curated record